AUGUCCCCAUGGCCGGCCAUCAGGCAAGCUACAGGAAGUUCAAGCCGGGAUCCAGUGCUGGAGUGGAGCUUGUUGCCUGUUGCAAUCUGGUGCUGUUCAGAGGUGGAUGAAGGUCCCAGUGAAUGGGAGACCUUCCGGGAGGAGGAUGCAGAUCUCCAGAGCGCCCGCGUGGCCUUGGAAACUUUGAAGCCGGUGCUGGAAGCCUCAGCCACAGCGGCUGCCGGUGCGGCACUGGCCGCGAGCCUGGAAGAACUGCUGGAUGAAGGUGAAACUCUGUUGCAGGAGUUUCGAGGCGGCAAUGAGCAGCUCUUGGAAAGGCUUUGUACGACAGAGAGCGUGCGAUCCUUGGUGCAGCAUGCCACGCGACCGCCCUGUGAAGGUGUACCUCCCGAGCGUUUACGGCAUCGAAGUCACACGGCAGCUGAGCUGCUAGCCAUGUGCGGGCAGGGCUCUGCCAAGGCACCUGGAACAUCCUGA
Molecule: messenger RNA, 477 nt
Organism: Cladocopium goreaui
Lineage: Eukaryota; Dinophyceae; Suessiales; Symbiodiniaceae
Source: the annotation of a GenBank genome assembly